UUAUGAAGUACAUAUAUGGCUAUAAUAUAUCUCAAAAUUUAGUAACUAGUUGAUAAUACCUACUUGAGUGUACAUAGCCAAUACACUAAGAUGCGGCUAUGUGCACUCGAGUGCACAUAGCCACUUCCUAUUUAUAUCUCUAGAUACAUAGUGACGCAAAUACUUUUUUCUCUAAUAGUUUUACAGCUUCUUUCUCAUAUGCAGGAAGAAUGCUGGUUUAAUCUAAACUUGUUCGACAGUCUUACUCUAAUAUACUCGUGAAGAACUUGUGGUGCGAUUUUGACUAUCACACAAUCUCACACGGAUGUAACAAAAGCGAUACUUUUGUGAAAAAAAGAAAAUAAUUAGAAGGAAUAUCUUACUCUAGUAAAGUUGUCUGUUGUUUUCUCUAAUUUGUCUUAAGCUGUCAGUUUUUUUCAUGUAGACAUAGUCAAGUAGAAUCUCAUUCUAAUUAAUUGGUUUUCUCAAAAAGGUCUUUUAAGAACGCUGAUAUUUUAAAAAACUAACUUCCAAGAAACAUUCACAAAAGAAUAGAAUUCAUUUAUUUCCUUGCAAAUAAAUGAAGUAAGAUUGGCAAAAAUUUAUUCCAUUUGUACUGUGUCACGUCGCUAACGCUAGCUUCCUUUCAAUAGCUUCUUUUAACAAGUCACUAUAAAGCUAAUUUUGGUAAUUUCUGUGCAACUCUUUCACAUAAGUAUCUCUAUAAAAAUCACCUCUAAUGAGAGCUCCUUUGCAAACAUAUUCAUGUUUCAAUUUUACGCAUUUAAGUUGCUAACGAAUGAUUUUACCCAUAUGAUUGUUUUUCAACGAUGUAUCUUCUUAGACCAGUUUUAGAAAGGUGGAUAUUCAAACAGUUAAAAAAUACAAAUAUUAUUGAAUUAUUUACAUCAUUUUAAUCACUACCAUUUCCAGCAAAUAAUUCAUAAAAUAAAAACAAUUCAACUAAGUAUUAAGCAACAAAAAUUAUUUAAUUUAAACGAUGAUGAUUUACAAUUCAUAUCAGAUGAUGAUGAAAUUUAUCUUAGUCAACUUACUGGGUCAGUUCCGAAUAAACAACUUGAAUAUAACGAAAUUUCAAAUGAUAAGAAUGAAUUAAAUAAUAUAUUGCUACCAAAUAAUAAUGAUACAUUGUAUGAAGCAAUAUCAGAUGAUGAUAAUGAAAGAAAUUUACCAUUACCAUCAUAUGAUAAUGACUUAUAUGUUAACAGCCAUAAUAUGGUUGAUGGUGUCAGUGAUUAUGAACAACAACAAUCUUUCAAUAAGAAACUUCAGUUAUAUAGAGGAACACGGUCAGCUGAAGCUCGAAAACGACGAAAUCGAAAAAGAAAUCUUUAUUUCCAAAUGCGACGUUAUAGAUAUUUUACUACUCGUUCAUUCUACUGUAGAUUUACAAUCAAAUUAGUUCGGCACAUUCUUGCUAAAUAUAAUAUUCAUUAUAUUCAUGUGAAAUUAUUUGAUGAUUUAUUAAUUAUUGAUGUAAAAAACAAAAUAAUUCAACAACAAUAUGAACGAAGAGUACCCGGUGAUAUAUUUCAUAAACAUUAUUAUUACCUGUUUCGUCAUGAAGCUUGA
Molecule: messenger RNA, 1572 nt
Organism: Rotaria sp. Silwood2
Lineage: Eukaryota; Metazoa; Rotifera; Eurotatoria; Philodinida; Philodinidae
Source: the annotation of a GenBank genome assembly